AGCCAUAGAAAAUAGAAACACAACCACCAUGAUGACGAUGAUAAAGUCUUGUCGCCUUCUUCUUCUUGUCUGCUUGUCCUUUUUAUUGUCUGUCGUCCACGCGACAGAAGAGCCAGUAGAACUGUGGGGCACGGACGAGUGCGAAACCGUCUCGUGUCGCUUCAAGGCACCUCAUCGGGGCACUCCACCUCAAGUAGCAAACCAAUGGCAUCAAGAGGACGAACAACUCUGGAACUACGUUCAAGAACACGUCCCCGAUGUGUUGGAGCAUACGGGCAGUGCCGCUUUCGAUGAACAUUUAAAAGGCGUUCAAGCGGUCCUUCGCCAUUGGGGGGCUCCCACCUAUUUGUGUCAUGCCGGACUCUUUCACAGCAUUUAUGGAACGGAAGGAUUUCAAGGAUUCGCACUGCCGCUAGCGCAACGAGAUGGCGUACGAGCGUUGAUUGGAGAAAGAGCGGAAAAAUUGGCGUUUGUCUUUUGCAUGUUGGAUCGAUCCACAUUCGACCAAACCGUCAUGGAUUAUGACAUUUCCACUACUACGAGUAACAACAACACGGUCUAUACACUCGUUGCCCGCCCCGAACUGGGACGUUUCGAAAUGACACUGACUCACGACGAAUGGCUCGAUUUUGUCGAACUCACACUGGCCGAUUGGUUGGAACAAGUCGAAGGCGCCGCCGUCAAACCCAAUACGCUCUAUUUGUGGGACGUCGGACAAGCGUUUGCGUAUCGACGGCUCGCCUAUCGCAAAAUGAGUCGCAUACUAGCCCAGAAACGUGCUCCGAGACUAGCCCAAAUGGCACCUCAAAUGUAUCAACAAGUCAUGGAUACGGAAAGCCGUAACACGCGACACUUGGUACAAAUGAAAACACCACCGCAAUCCACUGCCGCACAAGUGGCACAAGACGCACUAAGAGCGGCAGGAGAAUUGGAUAUUCCCAUCGAUUUGGCGCCCAAACCAAUGGAAGAAGAGUGUGCGGCAGCGUCGGUAUCAUAGUAAUAGAAUAGACUACGUAUCCUAUGGGCUGCUUGCUAGUAGGUAACUAGCUAGGCAGAUGGCUAUUUAUUCGC
This is a messenger RNA of Seminavis robusta, 1071 nucleotides long. The record is from the annotation of a GenBank genome assembly. NCBI's taxonomy places the organism in Eukaryota, Bacillariophyta, Bacillariophyceae, Naviculales, Naviculaceae.